AUGGCCAGCCUUCCGACCCGGAUCCGGCAAGAGUCCCCACCCCUCCUCCUUCCGUCGAGCUCCGCGCCCUCCUCCUCACUCCGUCUUGUGGCCCAAGCACCCUUCUCCACCUCCGAACCCGCACCCUACGUCCUCCAUGUCGUACCCCUCCCGACCUCAUCAGGCGGAGGCUACCUCUUCGCCUCCUCUGACGACACGAUCCAACACUUCUCCGCCGAGCUACAGCCGCUACGGGUGUUGAAGUCGUCGCAAAGGGGGAUCACGUCGAUGACCCGUGGAGCUGGGGAGGGGAGUACGGCCGUAUUCAUAACGGCGAGGGAUGGGACUGUCACGGGGUGGGAUACCAACGAUUUAUCCAAGGAGGCAUUCAAACUAAGAAGUGAGUGAUAGCAAAUCACGGAUGGUUGCGAAGCGCGUAGAAGGGGGGUCGUCGGCUGAUAGGGGGUUUCUUUGAUGACGUGCAGGUAGUAGUGGAGCCGGCCUUUUAUGCGCGAGUCAGAGCAGUGAUCUCUCAUGUCUCGCGGUCGGCGGUGAAUUGCACCAUUACGAAACGACGAUCGACCUGUGGUACGUUCUCCGAGACGCGGAUGCGAAAAACCUUGACCCAUUCUUCAACCUCGGCGCUCACCCCAAUCUCAACUGCUAUCUCAUCCAGGAACCUCGCCACCCUAAAGCUACAACACACCUAUACGGAAGCCCACUCGGAUGACAUCACCUCGCUCAAAUUCCACCCCUCCCCCUCGCUCCCGCACGUCCUCCUCUCCGCGUCCGUCGACGGCCUUCUCAACACCUACGACGUACGGAUACAAGACGAGGACGACUCGGUCCUCAGUACGAGUCAAGUCGGGACGUCUUUGAUUGAUGCGGGGUGGAUGGCGAGGAUCGGACAUGCGGAGGAGGUCGCUUCGGGGGAAUGGAAGGGGGUCUGGGCAACGACGACGAUCGAGACGAUGCAGUUGUGGGACGUUGAUGAUGUGAGUCGGCUUCAUUCGCCCGCGUGUGCCUCUACAUGUUCGAAACUGACGACCAGUAAUUUUUAUUUUUAUUUUUGUCUCUUCAGCAAUCCCUGAUCAAGGAUCUUGGAGACAUUCGGGAAGUCGCGUUAGAACCAUGGCGAUCGGACUAUCUCAUCUCGGCAACUUAUUCCCCCCACUUGGGCGGCGUGGCUAUUUUCGUCGGCACACAAAAGUGAGCAUAAGCAAGGAAGAACAAACUAGCUGGAAGUCGAAAUUCACUCAUAGUUUUUUAUCGGACCUUUUCUUCAGAGGCGACGCAGCUUUGUUGAACCUGUCGGACCCUAGGCGUUGGAUCCUCGAGCAAAAUUUACCAGGCGUCGGUGGUCGAACACUCGGGGGCAAGGGGCAUGGCGACAUCGUCCGAUGCGCGACUAUGAACACCCAGGUCAGUGACCAUCUUUAGUUUUUACUUAGUGCGAAGUGACCGCCCAUUCGACGAAGGAGCUCCCACAGGCCGAGCACGGCACAAGCACGGCCGAAACAGCGCGCGCCGAGCCAAACCCCAACUUCUGGGAGUGACGUCGUGGCUAGCGCCAACGCACCACGAGCUUGUCGGCUGACCUUCCCCUUUCUUGGAAUUGUAUUACUUCUGCACAGACGGGAAUUGUUGCUACAGGUGGUGAAGACGGUAGAGUAUGUUUAUGGUCGGUGUAA
Molecule: messenger RNA, 1670 nt
Organism: Microbotryum saponariae
Lineage: Eukaryota; Fungi; Basidiomycota; Microbotryomycetes; Microbotryales; Microbotryaceae
Source: the annotation of a GenBank genome assembly